Messenger RNA from Pipistrellus kuhlii (Kuhl's pipistrelle), 1341 nucleotides. Its product is annotated as mas-related G-protein coupled receptor member X2-like. Gene Ontology annotation, molecular function: G protein-coupled receptor activity. Gene Ontology annotation, cellular component: membrane. The record is from RefSeq and is a predicted model, not a curated record. NCBI's taxonomy places the organism in Eukaryota, Metazoa, Chordata, Mammalia, Chiroptera, Vespertilionidae. Bases 22 to 999 code for a protein of 325 amino acids. The transcript has a single exon. Gene Ontology annotation, biological process: G protein-coupled receptor signaling pathway.
ACAACGGCAGCGUUUCUGAGCAUGGAUAUGACUGACCCAGCCUGGGAGACCGAGCUCACAACAACCUAUGGAAGUGAUCAGGUCUUUUAUCAACAUAAUACAGGGGAAAUGAUCCUGAAAGUACUGAUAGCCACCGUGGUCCUGGUGGGGCUGGCGGGGAACGCCGUGGUGAUCUGGCUCCUGGGCUUCCGCAUGCACAGGAAUGCCUUCUCCGUCUACAUCCUCAACCUGGCGGGGGCUGACUUCCUCUUCCUCUGCUUCCAUAUUAUAUCUUUUUUAGAUUCAAUUUUCAACUUAGAUUUUGUCAUUGGAGCAAUGAGCAGAUUUCUCCCACUUGUGGAAGAGUUUGCCUACAUCUCAGGCCUGAGUUUUCUCAGCGCCAUCAGCAUGGAGCGCUGCAUGUCUGUCCUGUGGCCCAUCUGGUACCGCUGCCAACGCCCCACUCACACGUCCGCUCUCACGUGUGCCCUGCUCUGGGCCCUGUCCCUGCUGCUGAGCCUGCUGAAAGGGUACUACUGUAUCCUGUUUUGGAGUGUGCAACAAUUUUGGUGUCCAGUGUUGGAUUUCCUCACUGUGGCAUGGCUGAUUUUGUUAUUUGUGCUUCUCUCUGGGUCCAGCCUGGCUCUGAUGACCAGAUUGUGGUGUGGCUCCCAACGGGUGCCGCCCACCAGGCUCUACAUGACUGUUGUGAUCACGGUACUGGUCUUCCUCUUCUGUGGCCUGCCCUUUGGCAUCCUGUGGUUCCUCAUAUCCUGGGUUCUAUCUAUUUCCUCCUUAUAUCUUCCCAUGACUGUAGCACUCCUGUCCUGCAUCAACAGCUGUGCCAACCCCAUCAUUUACUUCUUCGUUGGCUCCUUCAGGCAGCGAUGGCGGAAGCAGAGACACACUCUGAGGCUGGUUCUCCAGAGGGCUCUGCAGGACACUCCUGAAGUGGAUGAACCUGGAGAAAGCCUUCCUGGAGAAGCCCUGGAAAUGUCGGGGAGCAGUCUGGGGCAGUGAUAAAGAGCCUCUGUCCUGAUCUGUUUGAAGUAACUUUCAGACUCACUGCUGCCCUGCCAGGCUUGGAAAGUUCCUAGUCUUCUCUCAGCCUCAGCCUCAGACUGCUUCAGUGAUUCCCCAGUCUCCUCAAAUAGGUUGUUUUUUUUUAUCUGGUCAUUCAAGUUUUUCUCAGAGAAAGCAUUAGUCCAAACAUUAUACCUCUCCAUUGUCUUUGACAUUAUCAAUAAAUUUCUCAUGUGAUCUGAAUUUCUUUAUUGAAUGCUUUUUCUUUACAAUCUUCAUUGCAGCAAAAAGAAUCCCUGUCUAAAUCAGACAAGUCCAGGCCGUAACUCCUGGUUCUAC